GCCUUGACUUUCAUGCCAGAAAUUAUCUGACUCCUCUGCUGCACACGACUGAUCUUCACGCUCUCUGGAUACAUUUUAAACGACGUUACUGUCUCUUUGGAGAAGGUUAAGCUAAUGUCUGCACGGUUACGCUCGACGGAAAGUCCAAUGGACUUUGAAUUCACUUCUCGGCCGACGAGUAAUGUGAAGCCAGUUUGGGCUGAGUCCAGUGGUGAUCCGAGUACACCGCGCAAAAGAAGUGUCAAUGACCUUAAAUCCCCAACGUCUCCAUUCCCCGGACCACAGACUCCAACAUUUGGUCGUCUGCAAAAUGUACCAUUCAUUUUCAAUACACCACCGCCUCAGACGCCUCAAACGUAUCCGUGGGUGCCGCCGUCAAAUUUCUCCCCUACCAAAGCGUUUCCUCAGCCGGAGUUAAAGGAUGUGGAUAUGCCUGACGCGAGUCCGCCACGACCGCCGUCUCCCGAGAAGGAUGAGGAAGGAGAGUCGGAUUCAGGACGAGCUAUUGCGCUAGGUGGGCUGAAGAGGGUGUUCAAGUCGAGACAGAAGGCCCGGAGUAAAAGUCGACUUGCGGUCGUGACUACACAUCUGAAUGAAAGCGAUGAAAGCGAUGAUGACAGUGAACGCGAAGUUACGCCUGUGACACAAAAUACCUCAAAUCAUUAUACCCUCAAUCUACCAGGCCCAAUACAGCCGCAAUCGGAAACGCCAUAUGUACUGUUGGGGUACCUGCAAUUUUUCUUCAAUCUUUCUUUGAUACUUGUGUUCCUGUAUCUAUUGGUACAGUUCAUCUUGACUGUUCAACGUGAUGUGGAACAAAGGAUCUCAGAGUAUUCCAUGGACAUUGUCCAGGAAAUUGCACAGUGUGCAAUGCAAUACAAGACGAACCUGUGCGCAACUAAUCCUAUACCGGCCAUGGCUCAUCAAUGCGGCGCCUGGGAGACAUGCAUGAACCGCGAUCCCACAAAGGUCGGCCGUGCUAAGGUGGGUGCGGAACUGAUCGCGGAGGUAGUCAAUGGUUUCGUGGAGCCCAUCAGCUGGAAAACUCUCAUAUUCACCUUGACAUCUCUAUCGUUCCUUACGGUGUUCAUUAACACACUGCUCUCGUUAUACCGCGCUAGGCACAACCCAUCAAACCAAGCGCCCGUGCACCAUCCGUCACCCAUCACCCCUUUCCCCAUUCAGCCUGGGAUUCCGUAUUCUCCACAUCUCUUGAACUCUGCGCCACAUUGGGGAAAAGCGUGGACAGCCCCAGCCGAAGUGGAGGGAACGCCCAGCCGUCGUAGGAAGUUGGAGGGAGGCGCUGUGAAAGAGAUCAAGUAAGGUUGUUUCGGGUCCGGUGUUUUAUGUUGUCCAUUUUUGUACGCGACACUCCUGUGAUGGACAGGGUGGAUUGGUGUGAGUGUUUGAUUCGAGCCACUAUCAGUUGUUCGGGGUAUAUUGACCAGCAAUGAUCUGCGACAUAAAUCAGAAUGCAUUCUCUUGACUAUAACCACCACAUACAUCGAACUAUCAUCUGCAUUUCAUCUCCAGUUAUUUAUACAAGGCUAUGACAUUCGCUAUUGGAUAUGCGACUCCGAGUCGCGAUCAUGCAAUUCCGUUCUCGGGCAGGAGUGAUUCAUAACCUCGCUCGUCGACAUUGGACCGAUCAAACAGCACUAUAUAAUUGCCAAUACCACGUAAGAUUAA
Messenger RNA from Somion occarium, 1689 nucleotides. Lineage: Eukaryota; Fungi; Basidiomycota; Agaricomycetes; Polyporales; Cerrenaceae. The record is from the annotation of a GenBank genome assembly.